Penaeus indicus is the source of this 1666-nucleotide messenger RNA. RefSeq lists its product as uncharacterized. Bases 119 to 1492 code for a protein of 457 amino acids. NCBI's taxonomy places the organism in Eukaryota, Metazoa, Arthropoda, Malacostraca, Decapoda, Penaeidae. The record is from RefSeq and is a predicted model, not a curated record. The transcript is spliced from 4 exons.
GUAUUAGCCGAAGGUUAUACCCGUUUCUUUGCUUUCAUGCUCAUUCGUUGUUGUGUACUUGUAUAAGUUCUGAUUUCUCGUUCCGUGCGCGCAGGAUAGCUUGUGUGAAGUCGAAUUUAUGAGUGCAGAAACCGCGAUGGAAACCGACAUAAAAUGGCUUUGGAAAAUGACCGAAACGGAAGCCUUCUACGAGACAUACACUAUCAGUUACCAGCUCACGAUCGCCACUCGGGAAUCCUUGCUUGAGGAGCACCUAAUCCAGACCCUCACGCAUCUCUUUAGAAAGUUGCCUCUGCUGAGAGCAUGUUACGGACAGCGUGAUGGCGAGAAGUGGUUCAGAGAGAUGAAGGAAAUGAUCCUCGAUUUUGAGGUUGUUUCAGGUAGCACAACGCAAGAAGUACACAAGAGACUGCAGUCAUACCGCUACGACUUGGAGAAAGGGCCUCUGUGGUGUGUUAAGCUUCUGUCAGAACCGCCUUCCUCGCCAGACAUUCCAACCGGGGUCGACAUGAAACAGUUCUGUCACGUGUACACAUUAUUCCUGGGUCUUCAGCAUGGCAUCACUGACGGCACUUCCAACAUGAAGAUUUGCGGCUUUCUGGUACAAACUCUCGACGCCGUCAUGGGGGGAAAGGCCAUCGACAGCGCAGAACAACUUGGCGUCUUCAUAUCCGACGAGAAGACUCGUCAAGUACAGGAGGAGAGACUGGCAUCCAUGAAGACUGAUGCUGAACUCAGACGCCGGGUGGUGGACGAAAUUCAGUCUCGUUAUGGACGAUAUUCGUUAGUCAAAUCGAUUUACAAAGGAGCAGGGGAGAAGGUGCCAAGGACGGGGGUGCUGGAAAGGACCUUGGAUACGGACUCCACAAUGGCCUUCAUCAAGCGUUGUCGAGCUCAAGGCGUCACUGUCAAUUCGGCUUUUACGGCUCUUUGCUGCAUGGCUACCGUCGACCUCCUUGCUGAUGGAGGCCUUGAUCAGGACGUGUAUGACAUCCGCAGCGAGCACGUCCUUAACGCCCGCCGGUACUGGGAUGGCGACACGUCCCAAUACCUGGGCUGCCAUAUCCUUCCUCUGAUGUCGGUCGACGCUAAAGCCCCGCGAAACACCAACGGAAAAUUCUGGGACUUCGCGAGAUCCGUCCACCAAGAACUCCUGAAGAAGGUGAACGAAGGGGCGCCUCUGCUCGUCGAAGCCGCGAAGCACUUCAUGCCUGCCAACCCAGAUUUCGAUCCCACUUUUGAGUACGAGUUCUGUGUGAGCAACUUGGGCAACGUGACAGGCCUGGUGACGGAAGGAGGCGACCACGUGCAGGCCCUUCACGUCAUCAGAACCGUCGCCCUGCACGCCGUCCCCUGCACCUGGAGCAUCCUCGUCCACACCUUCCGCGGGCAGCUGAUCCUAGCUCUCAUAUGCAACAUGUCGACCGUCAGUACGCAAAUGGCGAAUAAAUUCUGUGACGGGAUCUUUCGUCACCUCAAGGAAGUACUUUGAAAAUACACACCCACACACACACACACACACACACACACACACACACACACACACACAUACACACACACACACACACACACACACACACACACACACACACACACAAACACACACACACACACACACAUAUAACUUUAAACGUGUGUAUGUCUAAAAUAAAACAGUUUUUCAUUU